Molecule: messenger RNA, 1929 nt
Organism: Blepharisma stoltei
Lineage: Eukaryota; Ciliophora; Heterotrichea; Heterotrichida; Blepharismidae
Source: the annotation of a GenBank genome assembly
AUGAAGAAAUUAAUAAGGGUAAAAUUAAUCACUUCAAAAAAAGAAAACUUGCUUUUGCCCGAAGGCUUUCCUUUAUCAGUAAAACCAAACUAUUGGAACUUUAUUAAAUGAAACUUGGUCCAAAGCACCGCAUCAAGUGCUUUAGGAGUUCUCUCUACACAGCAAUUACUGAUUACCCUAGGCACAAACUCAAUUACAGCAUCAGCAGCAUUGAAUUGAAUAAUAAAGGAUGGGCUUGGAUUACUAGGAGGAGUGAUUUAUGCAGGCAGAAUUGGAAAUAGAUUUGAUGAAAACUCCAAAUAUUACAAAUGAAUUUCAGCUGUGUCAGUAAACCUGGCUAGUGGCUUAGAAAUGAUUAGUCCAUGCUUUCCAAGUCUAUUUUUGCCUAUUGCUACAAUAGGAACUCUAGGUAAAAAUGUUUCAGCUUUAGCUGGAAGCGCUUCCAAAGCUGCAAUUCAUCUCAACUUGUGCCUAAAUACCCUUUGAUUAGUGAGCAGAGGGUUAGGUUAGGUUAUUAAAGACAGACGUAAGCCAUAUUGGUGAUACUGCUACCAAAGACCUCCCAUUCGGAGGUUCAUUUCUUUUCGACUCCAGCCCAGAGGGUCUAUCCCCGAUAUGGGUUCCACUUCCGGUGGCUUCUGCCUCUUCCUUGCCUUGCGGCUCUUGAGUGGGACUUAUGGAUUUCUGCGGCCCUGCUACGUGCGAUUGGAGUAGAUUGAUUCAAGGACCCUUGAACUCUGUCGGGUGUUGAAUUGCUACCUUAGACAGCUAGCAAAAAGAUCGUUCCACUGUGGCCUUGGCUGAAACAUCUAGUUUCUCUGCCGAGGAAUGCCCAAUGGGUCCUCGUAUUUAAAGGACGUUGCCAGGUACCUUCAUUUCCAACUACAGGAAAGCAGCCAAAGCCUGCCCAGAUAUACAUCUCUUGUACUGCAUUUGAUUCCUAAACUCGGAGUCCAUCCCAGUUCGCCGUGGCCAUAAGGUCUGGACCGUUAAACCAAGAAGGCAGGUUGACAUGUGCAGCCAUUUUAAUUUAUUAGCGAGCAGAGCAGAGAGAAUAGAUUUUUUUUAAUAUGAAUACAAAUUUUAUAUAAAACAAAUUCGUAAUCAUUGAAAGGAAUAUCGAACUCAAUUUAUGUUUUUGAAAACAGACUUUUUAAUAUUGAUACAAUAAGUAAAAGAUUUUUUAUUUUAUAUUUAAUCAAAAUAUAAAAAACAUUUUUCCUCCUAUAUGAAGAGAAUAUUUCUUUAAAAAGAUUUUCAAAGAUGUUGUUUACUGGCCAAGGUUGAGUAAGAAAUAAUUUAGCUGAUGUUACUGCUAAAAGUGGAACCCAAGCUACAGCAGCAGGGCUGGUAGGAACCUUAAUCGGAACUUUGUUUGGAUACUCCAUACAAAGUUACUGGGGAAGUGUAGCAAUUUUUAGUGCGCUUUCAGUCUGCCAGCUCUGAGCAUGCUAUAAAGGUCUAAAAUACGUGGAUUUGAAUUCAUUGAAUCCUCAGCGAUUAGAUAUUAUCAUUAAGAAUUUUAUCGAACACAAAAUUAUUUUAAGUACAGAAGAAGUGUCCAAACAUGAAAAGUUUUUACUUCCUUAUCCAAAACAAAAUUUAAUAGUGGGGAUAGUACCUGAAAUCUUUCAAGGACAAGAUGGAGGAUCUGCGAAUAUUGAUGAAAAUGUCGAGUACCCAAAUGAAAAUUUGAAGAAAUACAUAAUUAGUAGACAUGACAACAAGGUUUAUUUGCUAUAUGAAGAAACAGCAGUGAACUCAGAUAUAAUUGAAGGAUAUGUUUUGGCUAGAUGCAUAUCAUGGAAUGUCCCUCCUGUGACUAUUCCAUUAGAAGAUCUGAAAAAUAUUGGCUGGGAGAUCUCACAGCCAUUUUUAUCUCCUACAAACACCCGUUACAAAAAUGAAAGCUCUGAUUUAACUCAAUAG